AUGGUACAGGUGGCGGCGAUCGAUGGGAAUGUAGAGCUGGCCGAAGCGUGGCAUCAGCAGCUGAAGGAGGAUGGCUUCACGCCCGACGCGGGACUCUACGCUCUGUUGAUCCAGGCUUGCCAGAAGGCGAAAGAGCCGGAGAAAGCCGUUGCCUACUUCAACCUCAUGGUCUCCGCGGGCGUGAAGCCAACCAGCGGGGCAUACGUGCACAUCAUCCUCACCCUUGCGCAGGCAAGGGACGUAGAAGUGGUGUCCGAGUGGAUGGAGAGGAUGCUGGAAGCUGGCUUUGAACCCACCAUAGAGUGCUACGAAGCAGUCCUCCAGGCUACGGCGUCGCGCAGAGACCGCGAUCUGCAGGACUUCUGGGAGGACUUCUGGCUCAAGCAGCUCGCCAAGCGCAAGAAGAAGCCCGACAGGGAAGUCUACAAAGUGCUCAUCCGGGUACCGGCCAUGUACGGGGACGUGAAGCGCGCGAUCCAGCAGCUGGAGAAGAUGCGCAAGGCGCACCAAGAGCCGGGCCCCAACGAGUGGAACUACGUGCUGAAGGCAUGUGAGAAGGCCAAAGAUGCUGACAAUGCCCAGAAGUACAUGAACCGCAUGCGCAGCAUGACCAAGGGCGCCAAACCCAACGAAGAGUCCUACCACUUGGUCAUCAAGACCUGUGCCAAGGCUGGGAAGCCCAAGCUUGCCACCAAGUGGCGCAAUCGGAUGGCAGCAGCGGGCUUCUCCGUGCAACGGAUCCAGUUCGACGAGGUGAUCAAGGCCUCCGCCAGCAGCGCGACCAUCUCGGCGGACUACGCCGCUGAGUGGGAGACGGUGAAGGUGCGGCGGGAGGUCUUUGCGGCGGCCCUGCGCCGCCUCGAUGCCCAGCUGGCGCAGGCCCGGCGCAACACCGAGGCGCUGGAGGAGCGCUCCUGCGAGUACCGGGAGCUGCGCCGGGUGUUGGCGGAGCUGCCGGAGAAGGUGUCGCACCCCAUCAUGGUGCCCUUCGGCCCUCUGGCCAGCUUUCCUGGGCAGCUGGUGCAUACCAAUGAGGUCCUCUGCCAGCUCUCCUCGGAGUAUUUUGCCCUGCGCACCACGGGCAAUGCCCUGGCCAUGGUAGACCGGCGACUCCGCCGCCUGGAAGAGGAGCAAGCCAGCGCGGCCCGCGAGCUCCGGGACCUCUCCCUGCGCCGGAAGCUCGCGAGCGGGGAGCUGUCGGCUGAACCGGGCUCUGCGGGCUCGGGCUCGGUCGGCAAGGAGACCGACGUGGCCGGGGCCACGGUGAGUGUGGAUGAAAACGGCUUCCUGGACAUUCGCGAGCCCUUGGAAGAGGAGCAGCCAGCUGAGUCGCAGUCGAGUGUGCCAGCUGAGGAGGAUGCUUGGAAGUUUUGGCAAAGCCCGGCGAAGAACAAAGCGGAUACCACCUUGUCGCGGCUGCGAGAACUCGAGCAGAUGGAGGAGUGCGAGUCCGGACAGGACCCUGCUCCCUACGAAGACGAGCUUUCGGAACUCGACCGGAUCAUGGACUCCUAUGCGCAUCUCGCGCCGGCAGAGGCAGAGGGGCCUUCGGACUCCAGCCCCCCUCGAAGCCCGAAGCCACAGGCGCCGCAGCAGAAGCCGCCGGCGAAGGCCUCGAGCCCUGCAGACCUCUUCCGGCUCAUGGAAUCCGUGGCGCAAUCGGAGCCUUCGACCUACCCUCCAGGACCUCCAGGACCCCCACAACCACCAGGAGCUCCAGGACCGUCCGGAGCUUUGGAGCAAGCUGGGGUGUCUGAGCUGGUUCGUGAGCACUCCCAGUCCGAGUCGAGACACGACCCCGACAGCGCUCCCAAGCGCGUCUCAAAGUUCAAGGUCGCGCAGGCUCUGGAAGCAGGGCGAGUGCCCUCGAUGCAGGCCUAUCAGUCGGUGAUCCAGGCGUACCUGGACGAGAAGCAGACGGAGACGGCCAGGCAGUGGCUGCAGUGGAUGAAGGGGAACGGCACCAAGCCCGAUGAGAGCAUCUACUCGAUGUUCAUCAGGACUGAUGCCAGGAAGGUUGGAGACUGGCUCGAAGAGAUGGAGUCCGAGGGCGUGGUGGCCUCCGCCGAAAGCUACACGGCCGCGAUCCGGCACUUCGCAUCUCUUGGCAGCAAGAAGGGCGUGAAACAAGCCGCCUUCUGGUUCGACAGGAUGCUCUUGGCUGGCGUGUCCCCGACACAGGACGCGUACACUCAGAUGAUCACUGCCCAUGCGCGCGCGGGGCAGAAUGAUGAAGCAGGCCAGUGGCUGUCGAAGCUUACGGCGGCCGGCUUCCGUCCGAACCUGUCGGCCUACACUGCCCUGAUGCAGGGCUACCUCCGGGUCCAGGAUGCUACAGGGGUCCAGCAGAUUCUCGACUGGCUCGUGCUGGAGGGACUCGAUCCCAGUCGCCGUGCCUACAACAUUGCCAUCAGGGCCUUCUCCGAAGCCGGCGACGCCAAAGCGGCCGAGCAGAUGUACAAAAGGCUCACUGUCGCCGGGAGGUACCCCGACCAGAAGACCUUCCUCAGCCUCAUCCAGUGCCACACCCGCCUCCGCAACUUCGACCGGGCGCGCGCAUGGUUCAAGGAGAUGCUGACCAUGAACGUCCGGCCUAACUUCGCCAUCUACGCGGCCAUGAUCCGGGGUGCCGCGGUCGCCGAUCGCCCGGACGACGCCCGCGAGUUCCUGGAGGAGAUGGCGCUCCGGAAGUUCCAUCACUCCAUCGACAGGCGCGAUUGGGAAGCCAUGAUGGUCCCAGCUCUUCGCUGCUUUGAGAAGGAAGGGGACGACGACUCUCUCGUGCGCUGGACGGAGUACUCCGCGGAUCAAGGCUUUCCGGACCUCCUUCCCGACACCAAGGUGGACUUCCCUGAGAAGAGGCCCUACGCGCGGAAGAGGGCCAAGAAAGCACCCGCCCCAAAGGUGCGGGAGGCAGUUGCAGAUGUGGAGUCGGAGCUGAAGGCCUUGGAAGCCUUGAAAGCCGAAGGCAAGACGCCGAGCAUAUGGGACUUCAACAAGGUCAUGAAGGCAUUUGCGCUCAGCCCGGAGCCCCGCUUCUCGAUGGCCCGGGCCUUCCUGAUGAACACCAUCGUGCCGGUGACGCAGCCGAACGAGAUUACCUGGACGCUUUUGCUCAGGUACGUAGCCUGCGGUUGCGAGAAGGCACCCACGCUGGCGCCUCGCCCCUCCAUCUUGGGCGGCCCGGCCCCCACCACCGCGCCUGCCACGGCGAGCAGGAAAGACUUCCACGACAGCCCUCCAGGCCUAGAAGUCCAAUUCCCAAGGCUGGAAGGAGGAUUGGUGGGUGCACUGUUUGCAGCCCUGUUCGAGGCCGACCCAUCCAUCCAUCCAUCCAAUUCGCAAGGUUCUGCCAGCUCCACGGGACCCAUCCUCCUUGCCGCGGAGGGCCUAGUGUUCAACGUGGCCUCUGCCAGGAACUUGUACGGACCCGGCGGGAAGUAUGCGGCGCUGUCUGGGCGGGAUGCCUCCAGGAUGCUGGGGAAGAACUCCUUGGAGGAGGAGGAUGCAGCCUCCCAGCAGUUGCCACUGAACCUGGCCGAGAGGGCCUUCCUGUCCGCCUGGGUGAUGUCCUUCAAAAACAAGUACCCCAUUGUGGGGCGGCUGCAAGAGGAGGAGCAGGAGGAGGCCACGCCCGCCGCGCUGAUCAAGGCCGCCGAGCUCGGUGACCUGGGCCGCCUGCGCCGGCAGUUGGCCCAGGGAGCGGAUGUGCGCUGGGCCGACGCGGACGGCCUCACUGCCCUCCACUGGGCAGCCCGCGCUGGGCAGCCCGCUGCCGUGGACGCCCUCCUGGCUGCGGGAGCCGAGGCGGAAGGCAGGGACCUCAAGGGCCGCACCGGCCUCCACUGGGCCGCUUCCCAGGGCCACGCGGCCGUCGCGGAGAGGCUGCUGGAGAAGACGGACCCGGAGGCCUCAGCCGCCGAUGCCUGGCUACCGCUGCACUUUGCGGCGCAAGGUGGCCACGUGGAGGUGAUCCAGGCCCUGCUCCGGCGCGGCGCGGACGUGAACAGGACGUCCAAGGCAGGCGUCACGGCCCUCAUGGGAGCCGCCAGAUCUGGCCACCUCGGCGCAACGCGGGUGCUGCUGGAGUCUGGAGCGGACACGGGCACCCGGGCCAAUGGCAAGACUGCACAGCAGUGGGCCGCGAAUCAAGGGCUCAACGACAUCGCCGAGCUCAUCGCUUCCUUCAGCCCCUGUGACGGGAAGAGAGGUGUCUUCACGCCCACCUGGCCUACUUGGGCCGAAGGGCUUCAGCCUUCCGUCCUUGUGUGCAGUGCAGAUAGGUUGGAGUCCAUGGCUGAGAUGAAGGUCAACCUCAGCAGGCGGCAUAUCUCCAUCGUCCUGAGGCUGCUCUUCAAGGACUAUCGCAGCAAGAAGGUCGAGACCCUGGAGCCCUUGCUGGAUAAGAUACUUGCCUGCCUGGUUCCGCGCAAGAACCCCAAGAAGAUCUCGGACACGUACAACCGUAUCGUUUGGGAGCUGGCGGACGCUGGCGAGCCGGACAUGGCAAAGCAGUGGGUCGAGCGCUUGAGGGCGGACGGCUACGAGCUUCAGGCGGUUCAGUGCGCGAAGUUAGCGCAGGCAUACUUCGCGAACGGUGAUGGAGUCUCGGCACUCUGGUGGCUGCAAAAUGGGUUGCCGCGGGGAACCACGCUCCGCCGAAACCUGGGACUCUUUGUGGACACCGUGGCCACGAAGGGCAAGAAAGCGGGCGCGGGUGUCGGUGUGGUGGUGAAGAGCAGCCGGCCCAACUACGGCUUCAUCAAGCUGGACGAGCCUCCGUUCAAGCUAUACUUUCGUCGAGCAGAAACCGCUGGGUUCGAUGACAAGAUGCCGGCGGUUGGCACGAGAGUGCGUUUCGACGUGGUGCUGGACAGAGACGACCGGAAGCUGGCCGCAAACAUCGUUCCGUUCGAUGCCAUUUUCCCAAUUGGACCCAAGACCUGCCUUUAUGCCAGUUAA
Symbiodinium natans is the source of this 4962-nucleotide messenger RNA. The record is from the annotation of a GenBank genome assembly. NCBI's taxonomy places the organism in Eukaryota, Dinophyceae, Suessiales, Symbiodiniaceae.